This is a messenger RNA of Pararge aegeria (speckled wood butterfly), 10012 nucleotides long. It is a transcript of the gene gol, whose product is annotated as protein goliath. The coding region runs from base 682 to 2091 and encodes 469 amino acids. The record is from RefSeq and is a predicted model, not a curated record. NCBI's taxonomy places the organism in Eukaryota, Metazoa, Arthropoda, Insecta, Lepidoptera, Nymphalidae. The transcript has 13 exons.
CAAAUGGUAUUGAGAACGUCUGAGGACGAGACGUGUGUCGCGUUUAUUCGUGACUACUGUGCGUUCGCAGUUCUUACAACCAACUGAUAAAAGAUUAUAAGGUUUUUUGUUUUAAUUCGCGAAUUGUGCUUUUUUGUUUUCAAUUGGAAUUGAAAAAGAGUAAAACAUAAGUGAAUGAAACAGUAAAUAUACCGUUGUGUUGUGUUUUCGUUUGGUCUCCACGCAAGUUUAUUGUAUGUCGGAAAAGGCAUUUUUAACAGCUGUUCGAGCAUAGUAUGCUUCAUAUCUUGCCGGCUGCAGCCAAGUUCCUCGCAGGAUAUGGAGCAGCAGUGGACUACGAAGCUGAUUAACUGAUCUAGCGUCCUAAAUGCGGGAGGCUGCCUUACGAAUGUUGUUAUGACGAAAACUCUCGCUGACAAAACGAAAAACAGACAAGCGAAUUUAUAAGUAGCCAAUAGCCACAGAAUAAAAGCGAUACUGGAGUCAUAUUUUUUUUUCUUGCAAGCCAGUAUCGUGUGAUAAAACGAUAAGGUUGAGUUCUUAACGAAAAUUCGUUGCGUCUAGUACAACCGAUAAUAUAAUAUAUCGUUGAUAAAAUCGUGUUUAAAUUUAUUGUAACAUCACACCGUGAAAGAGAGUGGUUAGGAAACGACGUGUUUAUAUCGAGAACAGGGUGUGUGUAUGUGUAACAUAAUUAAUAUUUUGAGGGUGUGCGCGUGUGCGGUGCUUUUUAAAUCUUCGAAUAUCGAAUGUGCUUUUAAAAUGCGUGUGGAAGAUCUAUGGUCGGGGCUGGCAACACUAGGAUGGUUUGUCAGCAUCGUGGGAUGUCACACGCCGGGAAGCGAGCUCGAGUCUGUGAGAUAUGGACCAACCGACGAGAGGUUCGGCAGUGACACCUACACUGUUGCCAGUAUAAAUAUAACAUACAAGGAUGAGCAUGGGGAAUUGUACACCGACACGUCUGAGUCGGGUAAAUACGGCGAGGGCUUCAUCGGCUCGUCCCGCGGCAUGGCGGUGCACGUGCGCGCCAAGGGCCCGAGUGGCGAGCGGGACCACACCGGAUGUACGUGGCCCCUGCUCUCGGCGGCCGCGCCCACCGAGCCACUGCCUCGCGAGCCAUGGAUCGCGGUGAUUCGCCGAGGCAGCUGCAACUUCGAGAUUAAGGUUCAGAAUGCAUGGCGGGCGAACGCUUCGGCCGUGCUUAUCUACAACGACAGGGAUACAACUGUGCUGGAGAAGAUGAAGCUAUCAAUCGAUAACGGACGUAACAUCAGCGCUGUAUUCACGUACAAAUGGAAGGGAGAGGAGAUCACGCGGCUGGUGGACAACGGCACCAGGGUCAUGAUCGCAAUCAUCAAAGGGCGCACCUACACCCACAUCAACAGCAACAUCAACAACUCGAACGAGACGGGUACUUUUUACCCGACUUCGGUGCUGUUCGUGUCGAUAUCGUUCAUCGUGCUCAUGGUGAUCUCGUUAGCGUGGCUCGUGUUCUACUAUAUACAACGGUUCAGAUACAUACACGCUAAGGACCGACUCUCGAAACGCUUAUGCUGCGCUGCAAAGAAAGCGUUGUCCAAAAUACCCGUGAAGAAUUUGAAAUCCGAUGAUAGGGAAGUGCAAGGCGACGGCGAGUGCUGCGCGAUCUGCAUCGAGCCAUACAAGGUGUCCGAGACGUUGCGCUCGCUUCCUUGUAGGCACGAUUUCCACAAGAACUGCAUCGACCCCUGGCUGCUGGAACAUCGGACGUGUCCCAUGUGUAAGAUGGACAUACUAAAGUAUUAUGGAUUUGUGUUCACGGGCAGUCAGGAGAGCAUCUUACAGCUGGAGGUAGAGGAAGCGCGAAGCACCCUCAGUCCGGGCCGCAACCGACACCCGCUCACGCUGCUCACCAGCGACAACUCGUACGAGGAGGCGGGCAGCGAGCGAAGCAGCCGCGCCGCAUCGCCCGACCACUUGGUGCCCGCGCGCACCGACCCGCCGCCCGACAGAUCUUGCGGCGCGUCACCGACACAUAGUACACACAGUCAGAGGGCCGAGUGUUCCCGGGAGGACACCGCCUCCGUCAGCUCCCACACCCCCCACGACUGAGAGUGACCCCCACUCACCGCCCAGAGUGAUGUGCAGUGUAGCCCCGAAGUGAUGUGUUCAUUACGAGAAUCACCACGAAAAUACUCACAGAAAACGAAAAAAAAAUUACUUCAUCAAUGAUAUUCUAUGUACUCAGUGAAGGAUUACUGACGACGUAUGAUAAAUAGCCUUGUUGGGCCCCUGUAGGACUAGCAUAAGCGCCACGAAAUAAUAAUCUCUAUUCGUAUUUUUUCUACAGGGAUAUACAAGAUAGAAAUAAUUCAGUCGUGGCGCGCAUGCUAGCCCUACAGGUCUCAGCUAUGUUCAGUGUUCUGAGGGUCUUGAAAUUUGAGCCUUGAAACAAUCUAUAUAAGUUCAAUUUUACUCUGAUCAGAUAAAAAACUCUUAUUAAGGGUUCAUGCGAUAUUUCUUACUAAAAUACGAUCAAUGAGAAAUUAAAAUUAAUGUUAAAAAACUUAACAUUAUUUGCGUGUGAGGGACAAGGACACAGAUACUAACUGUUCUUUUCCCUCGCAGGUAAAUAACGUCAAAAUAGUUAACAUUAAUAAUUAUUUUUCUCUUGCCACAGGUUAUAUGCUUCGACUCAACACAUGUGCUAAAAGUGUUUCUUAACACGUUAAUCUAUCCAACGAACUAUUCAUUGGUAAAAAUAACCAAAAAAAAAAGUUAAGGAAAUUAAAUGAAUAGCUCGGUGUAUAAAAAGCAUCCUAUAUCGAGUGUAAGCGGCAUGGUGCGGCGGUGUUAUCAAUUCAAAAAAUUGCGGACGUAAUUUGUUCAGCUGUUUCCAAAUAUCUAAUAAGUAAAUGUCAUUAAUUUUGAAUAUUCCUUAAAGUUUCUGUAAAUCGGAUAGAUUAAAGGAGCAUAUUACGAUAAAACAAUAAUCUGUAUGUAACUUUACUUCACUAAUGCCGGUUCUCACUAACGCCGAUGCCUAAAUUAGUAACGCCGUCAACCGCACUUCUAAAGUUAUCACUUAGAGUUGGUGAAAAGUUUUUUUUAUAUCGCCUGAGUUAUUAGGCAUUCGAUUUAGGCUGCCUAGGUUGGGUGAAAAAGGACAUACGAAAAUUAAGGAAUAUCCAAACUCAACAGUUUUGUUGGUUACGUAUUUAUGCACCACAGAGUUGUAUGUGGAUGAACGACGAACUUCUUAGCGGAGUGGCUGACUGUUGUCUUAUAAGUGCGAGGCCCCGGGUUUGAUCGCCGGCAGAGGCAAUUUGGGUAUUUAUUAUUUCUGUAUUUUAUGAAACCGAUGUUAGAAGCCGAUCAGGGCUUAUAACUGUUAUACCUCUAACAGGUUAGCACGCUACCAUAUUACAUUACAUAAUCACUUACCAUCAGGUGAAAUUACAGUCAAGAGCUUUUGACGGAAUCAUGCGGCGUAAUGAAAUCCUUAGUACAUAGAAUGUUAUUGUUUCCAGUGAUACGAGUAGUUGCGGUGGAUGACAAGUGAUAUUUUUUUAUAAAUGAAAACAAUUUAGUUACGGACUAGUGUAGAUAGGCAAAAGCCGCGACUCCGCCUAGUCAGCGACUCGUGCGGUCAGUGCGUCGCGGACAGUGUCGCGUGGCGAACGCAUAAUUGGUAAAGUGGAACCGCUCUCAGUGCAAAAGUGACCUAACUUAAAUCUUAACUUAACUUAGAUUAAGGUAGCCCAAGUCGGACGUAUCUUCAUACAAAAGUUAUUGGCAGAUAUAUAUAUAGAUGAUUCUAAUAUUUAUUUUAUCAAUUUUUACUAAUAUGUUUAUAAGUAAAAAAAAUAAGAAUACUUAAUAAAGUCUGGAUGUGUACAAUGAAAGCUAAUGUCUAAAGAGAUUUCUUCCAUAAACCCCCGAAUAUUAAUAGUGACACUCGCGGUGAAGUCUGUACACGUUUUUACUGUAAUUACGUGUACAGACACAUUCAUGACGGGAAACAACGCGGGACGUAGCUAGUAUAAAUCUAUCUUUAAUGCCUGCUAUGACAAACUUUAGCUGUAGCAUAUCUACGUGAAAUUCAGUUUGUCACAAAUCGCGCCGAAACCAUGGACUUUUCCGGGGUAAAGAGUAGCCUAUGUGUUAAACCAGGUUAUAAUCUACCUCCAUUCCGAAUUUCAGUCAAAUCCGUUCAGUAGUUUUUCUAUAACAAUACUAAACUCGCAUACAUUCUCACAAACUUUCACAUUUAUAAUAUUAGGGGGAUUAUUCUUUAUCCAAAACUAAGCUAGAUGAAGCUUUAUCUCAGCAUUAGUAUCAAUUAUUUUGAACAUAAACCUGUUAAGUUUAGUGUCUACACAAAAACAAAUUGGGCUUAUAAUAUAGCUAUUCUUUUCACCAUGUUUGCUGAGUAAAAGGAUGGUACCAUUGUUAAACAUGUCAAGUUUUUAUGUGCAAAAGAAUUGCCACACAUAAAUAGACAAUAAAGCAUUUUAAUUCCCUCAUUACCUAUAUAUUGUUCGUAUAUGUAUAAUAUGUAUAUAGUUACACUUAUAAUUGCUAUGUACACUUUUAAAAUAAAAAUAUUAUGAAAUUUCUCUUGGAUGGGUUGGGAUAGGCCUUCUAACUUCUUCGGUAUAGGCCUCCUUCAACUUGAUUCAGAUAUCCCUACCUCGAUCUAUCCACUCCUUACCCGCAGGGCGAGCGACGACUUAACUAUUUCUACGCAAUUUCUUGACUUAUCUUAUAGAAAUGGGACGAGAAAAUGGUAGACAAUUAUCUCGCUCGCAUCUAAUCCCCCUACUGCUGUAUUUUUUAUGUCGUCUCUCGAUCGUUUCAUAGCUUAUUCAUCUUUUUGGCACCAUUAUCUACACCUAAAUCUAAAUAACUAACCAAAUUUAUUGAUGUGACUCUUAAGGCUACCUUCCCUAAAAAUUUACAAAAUGCAUCAAAUAUGGUCAAAAUCUGACUAGUUGUUAACAACAUUCAAAAAAACCUCUUUUGUCUUUAUUAUUAUUAUAAAUUUUAUGUUUGAUUAAGUUGUAGAUGGUAUGAUGAUAAAGCGAUAUCUAGCAUAGUUUAGGAUUUAUAACAUACACUUAAUUUGCCAAUAAAUAUUGCAUAGAGAUACUGAUGUCUGGGGUCACCUUAACUAGACAAGAUCUUCUUGCGGCUUGUUCUCGCAUACUACAACCAAUGUAAAUUAUACUUUAAUUAAAUGCGAUGAGAAUCGGAAUAUGAUUUUAUGGAAAAUUCUUCUUGUGUUCAUCGUAUCCAGAGUAACAAAAAUAAAGCAAAAAUAUCGGUUUCUGCGAUCUGUAAAUAGCAAUAUAAACAGAUAGACUGGAUGUUUCAAAAGUACUUUAGUACUUUAAAUGUAUGCAUUUUUAAUUUGAACCGUUUUCAUCAAAAGUUCAACUUUAAUUCUACGUCAUUAUGGUCUAUAAUUUUGCUUGCUAUAUCGUCAGUAGAUCUAGGGCGUGAAUGACCUUAGAGGUAAUAUGCAUUUCGAAAAUAGAUGCUUAAAUAGUGACCAAAAAUAAGUUAGGACAGUUUUGCACAGUUAGCUUCAAAACCAUACAAGGUACGACAAGAAAAUAUAUGUUUAAAAGAACGCAAUGCAGUCUUAAUUUGGCGCUGUUGGAUAUGAUGAGGGAUUUAGUGAAGGUAAAAUAAAGUUUGUUAUCAUAUUGAAUUUUUUCUUACUUGUUUUAUAUUGUAAACAGUCUUUUCUUAUAUUUUUAACAGACAAAAAGGUUCUUAUUUCGGUUUGUAUUUUUUUUAGUGUUUACGUAUGUAAAAAAAAAUGAAACCAUACUUUCUUGUAGGAAACUUAAAAAUCUCACUUGUCUUCAUUUAUUUUUACACACAUAUUUUCUUUCUAUUUUUAAAACAUAACUAACACUAAAAUGCGAUGAAAGGAUUGUUUACAUAAUAAGACAAGUUAGAAAAAAAAACAUUGGGAAAGCAAACGUAACGUAAUAAAUUUUACAUAUACACCUGUUUUAUACUGUUAAAAAAAUAAUAUUAAAAAUUACCUUGACAAUAAGUGUAUCGGUUAAAAGAGAACAUUAAUGAUAUUCUAAAUCUUUUUAUAAAAUUCGAAUUUUUUACCCUCCUCAGUUUUGAAGCGCCAAAUUAGUCAAAGUGUACGAUUGCUAAGUAACUGCAUUCAAAGAUUCACCCAUAUAUGGUUAUUAUACUCUUUGAGAGCAGUUAUCAACAAAUUGCCAUUAUGGAAGAUCGAGCCCUCGAAAUUGUACUUAAAAUUUGUUUGGAUGAUCUCAUAAGUAUAUCCUUUAUUUUCAUUAAAAGUUCAUUUUGGAUGUAUGGUAAAUUGGUUGUGGUGGCCCUUUAUUAAUAAAUAAUAUUUGAGUAAGGUUGUCCGUCCAUGAUUUUAAAUAAUUGUUUGGACACAACGGUGGCCGUUGUAACUCCGUAACGAAUUAGUGGCUAUUAAUUGAAUCUACUGAACUUUAUUUAUACUAACUAGCUUGCUGUCAGACUUCAAUUUAGGUUCUCAACCACGUAUUGGGAGUUUGUGAAAUUGUGCUAUGCGAAAGUUAAAUCUGAAAAGGCAAUUAAAGUGACGGAAUAUUUUAUAUUUAUUAAGAUCAUAUUAUAAGUUGUAAUCAAUAUUUUUGAACAUACAACAUAAGUAUGAGCAUAACCAGACAAUUAUUCUGUUAGAUUUUGUACGAUAAACAUACACUCUUAAAUUGCCGUAGCUUUAAGGUACAAUAAAGCCAAAAAAUAAAAGUGGUUUAUGAAGCGCCCUCUGAGGUCGUACACAACUAUAAAAUCCUGCACAUCAAUUAAAUUCUAAUCUUUAUAGAAACGUUAAAACAGUUUGUGACGUAAACAGUCGGCACAGAGGGUUUAUAACUAUUUCCUAAAGCAGUAUUAUUUUAAAAUGUUAUUUUGUUUGGCCUCCCUUAAAAUCCUAAUAAGGAAUUGAAAUUCUUAAACAGAACGUGAAUAAUAUUAAAAUAAUGAUGGUUUAUGCAAUGGGGGCAGUUUUUGUCGGACCCCAUGCUAUUAACGAAAUUUAAGUCACGCAAUGGAUUUCAUACGCAGUUAAGGUAUCGAUGCCAUUUUGAAUAUUUAGAAAACAAAUUUAAAGGGGCAUAUUUAUAAAUUUAGAUUGAAUGUUAUGAAGUUUAGUUAAAAAAAAAUCAGACUUUAUUUUUAAUGGUUUUAUCACCCUUUUUUGUGAAGUUUCAACGGUCGCCGUACAUAUUAGAAUAUUAAGCUUUAAUAACCCAAUAAAAUUUUGGAACAUAGCCCAACAGAAGAAUAUAAAUUUUCCUUUUUAGUAUUACAAUACAAUUGUUGCCAUAUAACUCUAAAUUGAUUACUGAAACAGUAGCUUAUGAUUUACUUUUUUAAGGGUUUAAAUUUUCAAUGAUGCAUAGUUAAGUAUGGUAGGUACUAUGUUUAUUUUUUUACGAAAUAACUGUGCUACCGUAAUGCUAACACCCAUUUAUUUAAUGAUGACACUGGUGCUGAAUAGGGUAACUUAUUACCUGUGAUACUGAAAUACUAAAUACGAACAGAAUUUGUGCUGUAAUUUUUGAUACCUCAUCAACGUCAAUUUAAACGUCACAAAUUGCGGGUAAAAGCCUGUUGCUAUUUUAUUGUCACAGAGACUACCUCAUAGGGUAAAAUGAGAAUGGACUUAAUGUUACUCGUUUCAGAAGCCAUAUUUAGCCACGUUUACAAACUCUCUGCCAAGAGUUCUGGCUGUAGAUCUGUGAAAAUUCAACUUAAAAAAAUAUGGAUAAGUUUUAGUUUGCUACUGUUUCGAUACUCUUAAGAGACUUGAUUGCAAAUGCAAUAUCUUGUACUAGAAUCUUAUUUGUUCAUAAAUCUCCUAAAUUAAUAAUAAAUUGACAGGUCCCUAAAUAGUGUUAUCUUUAGGCACAUCAUAUUGUGAAAAGGAUAGUAGCACUAUUUAAAAUCAAUCAAUUUCGUUAAAAAAUAGAAUACAACUCUAUUACCACCUGUACAUUUCAAGGUCAUCGUAGAAAUGCCUUUGAAAUUCUUGAAGGAAAGCUCUUUUCGUUGGUCUAGGUAUCCUUAUUAAAUAAUCACCUUUUCUGUUUUAAUGUGCUAAUAUUUAAGUUUUGAGUCAAUAUAUACUAUGUUGCUACACAUAUUAUAGUAUUGCGCUGUUGGGGCUCACUAAUCCAGAACCAUUUUCAGUGGAUAGGAUAAUCGGGUGUCGAAUUUAUUUGGGACAGAAUGAAGACUUUUAGUUAGCAUCUUAUAUGAGUACGUGACCAAAGAUAUUUUUCUGGAGCUCCUUGAGCAAUCUGGAAACGCGAACUUCGGGCUUGUGUUGUGUUCAGAAGAAAUGGAGAAUGCCUGCGAGUAUUUCUUAUAUCUCCUAAGGUCUUGUGCGAAAUAGCGAAAAAGCCUUUGUACAUUUGGUUGCAUUAAUUCCUCCAGAAUAGGAGUUUCCAGUAUCUCGAUUCACUGAUCUUUUACUGGAUUUACAGAUCAGCGCUGUUCCAGCAGAAAGCUUUAAUGCUGAGUGAAACCGUUACGUUGUUUAAUUUACGGAAUACACUACUAGAAGAUGCUUUUUUUUGGUCUGGUAUCGCAUUCAGGUUUCUGGAUAAUGUAUUUGCUUUAGCAUAUAUGGAGAUAUAAGGAUAGGCAAUUUAUUCAUAUAUAGUCCUAAGCCAUCAUAAGUGCUUUCUUUGGAAUGUUGGAUUACCAUAGAAUUUGCUAGAAGCAUGACCAAAAUGUGUAACGAAAACUUUUAAAACAUUAUUUCAAUUGGACAAGGGCUAUAUUAUGUAAUCGGAGAAAACUUCUAAUUUUCAAGUUUUCCGUACUGUCCCAAACAAAUAUGACACCCAAAAACUUUGUUUAAAUUUCGUGGCUCUUAAAAUAUGGUAGUUAAUAAAAUCUAGUCUUGAGUUUAACUAUGAAUUAUAUCGCUUUUUGAGACCUAUGUGUCAGAUGUGCCUAAAUUUUUUUUUGGUUCGUUUAUACAUUGUAUACCAAAGUCAUAAUAAUAAAUCGAUACUGAAAAGGCUUGCGAACCGUUUGCUAUAUAGCUAAUAUGUAUUUUAUUUGCGAGCAUUAAGGUUGCCUAUGCACUGGCUAGCCAUAACUUUAUUACGGAACUUGAUUGAAUCAUUGUGCUUUUCUCAAUGAUUGUUAUUAGGUUAACUGAGAUUUUAUUUAAGCAAUGGGAAAGAAUUGUGUUGAUAGGAAUUUCGAACUUAUUGCAAAAUUUUAAUAAAAUGUUUUGCAAUCUGACCAGGAUGUUUACUACUUACGCUUAAAGCAGUAUUACUUUUAAAUUGACAAUUUAUGAUUUUGAGACCUCUAGAAUAAGGUUUAUAAUUCUGACACAAAUGCUUCAGCAAUAUUAUAAAAAUACUGCUUUAAGCUUAAGUAAUAAGUCGCCUGAGUUACGCCUAAAAACUUGGUAAUGCUCUUAAGGUUUUUUGACCGAGCUUUAUAAUGAACCAACAGUCAUACUGUUUACAAACGAAUUACAAAAUGGCCAAGAAAUCUAGAAAGAUUUCCGACAUAUGUUCCUUUUACAGACUGAAAGAAAAUAAUUGAUAUCAUUGGCCGCCCCUUUGAACUUGAUAUAUCGAUAUUUUUAUUGGUAUUAUCGAAAUCGAUACAUUUACUAAGUAUCGAAUCUAUUUAACAAUUCCGUCAAUUCUUCUUGAAAUUAAGCCUUUUCAGAACCGAUUUAUUAAAAAAAGGCGAUGUUAUUUGUUUCUAACAUUUAUUUUUAAGUUUUUUUUUCUAAGUGAGCAUUUAAGUUAUUACUUACGGAUACCACUUAAGGUACUUAUUAUUAAAAAUAUAGGGAUCCAUUGGAUUUCUUAAUAUUAACAAGGAGACUGGUAUGUACUUUAUAUGUAACAACAGAUAUCAUGUAAAAAUAUAUUUACAUUCCCUUCUUAAAAUGUUGUAAGCCGUACUCCCGAGUGUGUACAACAUGUGUUGAAAAUAAAAGAAAACCUAUACAGUAUUGAAA